GCAUGCGCAGACGUUUCUCAGUCUGUUGACAAAUGUGUCCAAGACCUCUGUCCCGUUGAAGAUCUGUACUCUAAAUGUAAUAAAAUGUAACUUUGCUGGACUCUUCUGGACCAGGUGUUGACUCGGGUGGGUUCUUCAUGAACUUGUGAGCGCGGGCUCUAAUCAACCAUGCUGAAAUGGUUUUCUGGGGAAGAGGGAGAGCCCGGCUCCUCUGGCGCCGGCUCCCCUCGCGGCGCUGCAGCCGCUGCAGGUUCUGUUGGCGCUGCAGAACUUCCUGUGGAGGAAAUGGCGGAGCGGCUGAUCCAGAUGGAGCAGCUCGUCUCCCAACUGAAGGAGCUGAUCCGGGAAAAAGACGCAACGCUUCGCUCCAAAGACGACCAGCUCAAGGGGGAGAAGGAGGCGUGUGAGGCCAAGCUGUCUAAGCUCCGCCUCCAGAACAAGGCCAAGGUGACGUCUCUGACAUCACAGCUGGAGGAGCUGAAGAAACGGCAGGGAGAAUCUGGAACGCCGACUCACAGCAAGAAGGGUUCUUCAGAGGGAGGAGGAGAGCAGGCCAGUCGGGGGAAGAUCGUCCUGCUGAAGAAGAAGGUGGAGGAACUGGAGCAGCAGCUUUCUCUGAAAGAGGGAGAACUGGAGAACAAGAGGAAGGAGCUGGAGGUUCAGCAGCAGCGAGGAGAGGAGAUGGACGCCAUGCUGACAGAGAGGGACAGGAGGCUGGCAGAAAAGGAGGCGUACAUCGUCCACCUGCAGACGGGACUGGCCGGAGAUCACCCUGUAGCUGCUGCACCUCAGCAGAAGGUGCUGGAGGUCGGCGGAGAGAUGCAGGAGCUGCAGCUGCUGGUGCAGAGCCUGACCAAGAAGGUAGAGGAGUCAGAGGAGCAUUACAGUCUGCUACUGGAGCAGACGGACAGCCUGAAGGAGCUGCUGGCCUCAGAGAAGGAGCAGUACAGCCAGAAGGAGAGCAUGUUCAAGCAGAACAUCCAGACGUUUAAAGACAUCAUCAUUCAGAAAGAUAAUCAGCUGAUGGAGAUCAACCAGAUGCACGAACAGGAGCUGUUCAGGCUGGCGGCCAAAUCAGACGCCAGCGCCGACCUGGAGCAGCUGCUGAAGGCUCUGAAGCAGAAGCUGCAUGAGAAGGAAGAGGUUCUGAACGGGAAGACGCAGGUCAUCGACGUGCUGCAGGGAGAGGUGGACGGCAGGGACCAGCAGAUCAAGGAGCUGACGGAGCGACUCCAGCGGCUGCAGGUGGAGCGGGAGAGCCUGGAGUCCAAGAUGGAGGCGGAGAAGCACGUGAUGCGAGCGCAGCUGCGGGACCUGAUGGAGAAGCACCAGGUAGAGCUGCAGCGGCUGAGCGCGCAGCAUCAGGACCAGAUGGAGCGACUCCAGACGGAGCUGCUGGGGCAGCUGGAGGAGCGCCACACAGCCUCGCCUGCAAUGGCGCCACCUGUCUGCCAGGAGGCCUCAGGAACCGGGAACCUGCCGACGGAUCCGGCCUCCGUCCAGAGGAUGGCGGAGCUGGAAGCUCAAGCAAAGCAAAAAACGGUAGAGGCCAGCAGGUCAGAGGCCAAGUUCCUGAAAAUGAAAGCUUGGUCCAAGUCUCGGAUCCGACAGCUGGAAGAGGAGCUGAAGAAAAGCCAGGCUGGCGCUGCUCCUCCGGACCUGACGGCGCUCCGGGGUCGGAUCACGGCUCUGGAGGAGGAGAGGGAGGAAAACCAGUGGAAGGUGGAUCAGUACGAGGAGCUGAAAGCGAAGAGCGAAAUGCUGGAGGCGAAGCUGGUGGUGUACGAGGAGCAGCAGAGGACGCUGCAGGCCGAGCUGGAGCAGUUCACCAAGAGGGCGGCCUCCCAGGCCAGUGAGUCCGGCAGCGCCGACGACACCCAGAGCAAGGUGCUGGAGUGGCAGGAGAUGGUGGCGGAGGCGGCGAGCGCCCGGGGCCGCGUCCGGGAGGAACGGGAGGAGAGGGCGGCCAUGGCGCUGCGGAUCAGCCACAUGGAGGAGGAGCGAGAGGCUCUGGCCACCCGGCAGCAGGAGUUGGAGGAGGAGCUGGCUCAAGCUCGGGGGCUGGGCCGACCCGGGGCCAAGAAGCUGCUAGCUCCGGCCCAUCGAAGCCUGCAGGAGGAUUUUGAGUUUGACGGACAGGCGUCCUUCCAGAACCCCGGCAGAACCUCGGAGAACACGACCCCGAUGGAGGGAGAGAACAUGGGAGGUUGGUGGCCCGAGUUCAGUACUCCCGACACAGACGGGUUGCGCUCCGUCGUGGAGGAGCUGGAGCUCGAGAGAAACCAGCUGCAGGAGCAGAUCCUGAGCCUGGAGGAGCGGUGCCAGGACCUGGAGGAACCGGGCUGCAGCUGCAGGCCCGGAUAG
Xiphophorus hellerii (green swordtail) is the source of this 2364-nucleotide messenger RNA. RefSeq names its product golgin subfamily B member 1-like. NCBI's taxonomy places the organism in Eukaryota, Metazoa, Chordata, Actinopteri, Cyprinodontiformes, Poeciliidae. The transcript is spliced from 17 exons. The record is from RefSeq and is a predicted model, not a curated record. Gene Ontology annotation, cellular component: Golgi apparatus. Bases 169 to 2364 code for a protein of 731 amino acids.